Messenger RNA from Cydia amplana, 2149 nucleotides. It is a transcript of the gene croc, whose product is annotated as fork head domain-containing protein crocodile-like. Gene Ontology annotation, molecular function: DNA-binding transcription factor activity, RNA polymerase II-specific; RNA polymerase II cis-regulatory region sequence-specific DNA binding. Gene Ontology annotation, biological process: regulation of transcription by RNA polymerase II; cell differentiation; anatomical structure morphogenesis. The record is from RefSeq and is a predicted model, not a curated record. The transcript is spliced from 3 exons. The coding region runs from base 364 to 1371 and encodes 335 amino acids. NCBI's taxonomy places the organism in Eukaryota, Metazoa, Arthropoda, Insecta, Lepidoptera, Tortricidae.
UGAAGUGGUUCGGGGGAAGCAUUGUCAGAAGAAUGUGGGCUUGUGGGCGCCGCCCUCGGCGGGCUGGGCGUGCAGCACCCCGCCUCGCGGCGGCUGUACGGUGGGAGCGGGACGGCCGCAACUCUGUCUUCGUAGUAGAGUGAGAGGGCGCUCACGAGGGCGGAGCGAGCCAUCGUCGCAUCUGCCGGCGUCGCCCCGGAUCCCGCUCAUUCGUCUCUCGUUUAGCGUCUGCUAUGUAAACGUGCCUUGUUGUGAAUCUAAACAAAAUCAGUCAGUCGUCGUUUUGUUGUCGAGAGAGUAGCCUGUCGAGGGUUCCGCGUCCGCGGGUUUAACAUGCUGUGCCAGUGAUCGUGGUUCGACACGAUGCACGCGUUGUUCGGCGAACAGAGUCCGUACGCGUACCGCGGAGCCGCCGCCGGAGGCUACUCGGCCAGUGUCACCCCCUAUGCGUACGAACAGUACCGAUACGGAUACGGUGCUCCUUACCUCCACCCGCAUCAGCAGCAUGUCGGUGCACCUAAAGACAUGGUCAAACCGCCUUAUUCCUACAUAGCACUUAUUGCGAUGGCAAUACAAAACGCGCCCGAUCGUCGUAUUACACUCAAUGGCAUUUAUCAGUUUAUAAUGGAGCGUUUUCCAUAUUACCGUGAAAACAAACAAGGAUGGCAGAAUUCUAUUAGACAUAAUUUAAGUCUAAACGAGUGCUUCGUGAAAGUGGCUCGAGAUGACAAGAAGCCUGGUAAAGGUAGUUACUGGACGUUAGAUCCAGACUCCUAUAACAUGUUCGACAACGGAUCAUAUUUGAGACGACGGCGUCGUUUUAAAAAGAAAGAUGCCUUGAAAGAGAAAGAGGAAGCUCUGAAGCGGCAGCAACAGCUGCAGCAGGCGCAGGAGGCGCUGGCCGCGCAAGAGGCAUUAAGCGUGUCCGACGUGACGGGGCAGGCGCGCGACGUCAAGCCCGACGUCAAGCCGCGCCUCUUCGAAUGCCGGCCCAAGCGCGAACCCGGCGCGGAUUGUGCGCGCUACGAUAAGCCGUCGGACUCCCUGGAUGACUACAGCGAGCCCCGGUUACCGCCCUCUGCCGUGUACUGCUCGCCGCAGCCGUACGCGCUGGCGGCAGAGGAGUUCCGAGCGGCCGCGUCGGGCUGGUACGCGGCGCCGGAGCCGCCCGCCGAGCAGUUGCCUCCGGCUUUCCGCGACCUCUUCGAGCCUCCGAGUUGCCAGCUGGCUGGCUUCCGGGGGUCGCCUCCUCCCGACGCUUACCGCACAUCGCCACCGCCUCACCACCACUACCGCGCGCCGGCGCCCUCCUACUACCAUCACCAAGCGUGCGUGGCAGCCGCACCCGCACCCGCUCACAAGUCCUACUGAGACAUCGCAUCCAGGAGGCCGGCAUCACACGGCGCCGAACGAAUUUAGCUGCGCGUCAGUUCCAGAACGGAUAAAUAUAGCGCAGUAGCCGGAGAUGCCGCGGAGGCAAGUGGCGGCGCGUCGAUAACCACUGUUUACACGUCGGCGGCCGGCCCUGCCGCCUCCCGCUCCGUCCACACCUAUAGGUAUGACGGAAUAAGAAGACGGGAGGCAAGCAGCAGGGAGAAACGAUACAAUAGUGAAAGAUUUAGUGUGAUGGACUGAAAUGUGCUAUCUUUCAGUGGACCUCGUAAACUGACCAGUGAGACAGAUAGUUCCGUUUGAGCGAACUACAUAAUAUAUAAAAUUAGCAUUAUUGUGAAAUCUCUAGUUCUCAUCAAGAGAGCGUUCAUAAUGGAAGGAGUUAGUACGUAGGUAUGUAUAUUCGUUCACCAGUGACUUAUGUAAGGUAGAAAAGGAUACAAAUGAAUUUAAUUGUAUUGUGACAAUCACUUUUCUUGAGUGGCAAGUUGAUUUGCAUACCUAUUAGUGUAAAUACGUACUUAGGUAAAAAUUACACAAUUCACAUGUAUUCUACACCUAUCUUAGCAAGCUCUUCUGAUACUUGUUCUAGUCUGUUGACUCGUCUUUUCUGUGUAAUAUUUGAAUCAUUGAUUAUAUACGUACUUAUUCACCUUUAGAAAUAACUAUUGAGAAAUCUUUGACAUGCACACUCAUUAGCGUGUAGGUUAGGUAAAAAACGUUUUGGCUUUAAUAUUUGAAAUAUUUUUUAUUUAUA